This is a messenger RNA of Copidosoma floridanum, 1336 nucleotides long. It is a transcript of the gene La, whose product is annotated as La autoantigen-like. NCBI's taxonomy places the organism in Eukaryota, Metazoa, Arthropoda, Insecta, Hymenoptera, Encyrtidae. Gene Ontology annotation, molecular function: mRNA binding. Gene Ontology annotation, biological process: tRNA processing; positive regulation of translation. Gene Ontology annotation, cellular component: cytoplasmic stress granule; cytosol; nucleus. The record is from RefSeq and is a predicted model, not a curated record.
GCCCCACCUCACUCCCCUAGUUCCAACCAUAUAGCUAUAAGUACCCUUGAUUGAGAACGGAGCGCAGAGUAACUACCGCGUGCUUACAAAUCUUGGCAAACGUGUUAACGGCUUUCGAGAAGCAAACGUGAUAUAAAAAAUGGCAGAAUCCACAGAUAACCUCGAUAAAAAAGAAGAAAAUGUCGAAGCCGGCGUAGAGGUUAAAGAGGACUCGGCAGAAGUGGAGACUCCGGAAAACAAUGUAACGGAAGAAGCAACCGAGGCCACGGAAACGCCAAGUAAAGCUCCCGCGAGCGAGGAACCCUCGGAUCAAAUGCUCACCAAAAUUCGUAAACAAGUCGAGUUUUACUUUGGAGAUGUGAACAUGCAUCGAGACAAAUUUCUCAUUGAACAAACUAAAUUAGACGAUGGCUGGGUACCUAUGUCGGUUAUGUUGAACUUUAAGAUGCUUGCCUCUAUGAGUAAGGAUCCCCAAGUUAUUUUGAAAGCCUUGGAAGAUAGCGAUCUGAUUGAGAUAUCAAACGACAGGAAAAAAAUCCGUAGAUCACUAGAUAAACCCUUGCCAACGUACGAUGAAAAUUAUAGAAAAGACCAGGAAGCAAGAACAAUUUACUUGAAAGGAUUUCCCGCUGACGCGAAAAUUAGCAUGUUCCAAGAAUAUUUUGAAAGCACAAAUGCUGUUGAAAAUAUAAUUAUGAGAAAGUACAAAAAAGGAAAAGAGUAUUUUUUCAAAGGAUCUAUUUUAGUAUUAUUCAAAACUGUGGAAGAUGCCAAAACUUUCAUGAGUCAAGAAUCUAUCAAAUAUAAAGACACAGAAUUAAUUAAAAUGUGGCUCAAAGAUUACAUAGAGUCCAAAGGAAAAGAAAAGGAAGAAAAACGACAGAAAAAGAGUGAAAAUCCUAAGGGAUCAAAAAAUCACAAAAAGAAUACUCAAAAUGUUUUUCCUAAAGGUUGUAUAUUGCACAUAUCUAAUAUAGAAAAGGGAAUCAAAAGAGAAAAUAUUAAGGAAAAAUUCACCGAGUUGGAUUGUAAAGUGGCAUUUGUUGAUUUUAAUAUUUCAAGUACUGAAGGAUAUGUUCGUUUGGAUGGAGAAAACGCAGCAGUGAAUUUUUUGAAACAACUAGAUUCAAAUAUUAUAAAAAUAAGUGAAUCUGACGUCACUUGUACUUUAUUAGAAGGAGAAAAAGAAGAUGCCUAUUGGAACAAAAUAAAAGUAAUAAAGAAUCAUAACAAAUCUAACUGGCGUGACAAAGGUCGUCAUGGAAGAAAAGGUAUGAAGCGCCGCCAUAGUCCACACAGAAACGAAAACGCCAAGAAAGCUAAUUCUGAUGACUAG